This is a messenger RNA of Phyllopteryx taeniolatus (common seadragon), 3327 nucleotides long. Its product is annotated as radixin. NCBI's taxonomy places the organism in Eukaryota, Metazoa, Chordata, Actinopteri, Syngnathiformes, Syngnathidae. The coding region runs from base 242 to 1987 and encodes 581 amino acids. The transcript is spliced from 15 exons. Gene Ontology annotation, molecular function: cell adhesion molecule binding; actin binding. Gene Ontology annotation, biological process: positive regulation of protein localization to early endosome; regulation of organelle assembly; regulation of cell shape. Gene Ontology annotation, cellular component: plasma membrane; adherens junction; microvillus. The record is from RefSeq and is a predicted model, not a curated record.
UUAGACAUAAACGGUUUUCUAUGUCGGUGGGAAUUUGCUUCGGUAAACGCAACAAACACAUGAAGAAGGAAUCGUUACGGAUUUUUUUUUUCACCCAACGUAAUUUGCCACGCAAAAAGACGCCAGGCUUUACUCUCAUUUAAAAGACAUACUUUCCCCGCGGUUCUGUGAUAAAGGUGUUGUCGUCAUCCUGUGACAACGGUAUCUUCUCAGCUGGUUGGUUUGAGGAGAGGAAGCAACGAUGCCGAAACCGAUAAAUGUUCGUGUGACCACCAUGGAUGCAGAGCUGGAGUUUGCCAUUCAACCAAACACCACUGGAAAACAGCUUUUUGAUCAGGUGGUGAAGACAGUGGGGCUACGGGAGGUCUGGUUUUUUGGCCUCCAAUAUGUGGACAGUAAGGGCUACAUCACUUGGUUAAAACUUAAUAAAAAGGUGACUCAGCAGGAUGUAAAGAAAGAGAACCCACUGCAGUUUAAGUUCCGAGCCAAGUUCUUCCCGGAGGAUGUUUCAGAGGAGCUCAUCCAGGAAAUCACCCAAAGACUUUUCUUCCUUCAGGUGAAGGAGGUCAUCCUGAAUGAUGAAAACUAUUGUCCCCCUGAAACAGCAGUGUUGCUCGCCUCAUAUGCUGUGCAGGCCAAAUAUGGAGACUACAGCAAGGAUGUCCACAAACAUGGCUACCUUACACACGACCGACUGCUGCCUCAGAGAGUGCUGGAGCAGCACAAGCUGACCAAGGAGCAGUGGGAGGACAGGAUCCAGACUUGGCAUGAGGAACACAGAGGAAUGCUCAGAGAGGACUCUAUGAUGGAGUAUUUAAAAAUAGCCCAGGACCUGGAGAUGUACGGCGUCAACUACUUUGAAAUAAAAAACAAGAAGGGCACACAGCUCUGGCUGGGUGUGGAUGCACUUGGCCUUAACAUCUAUGAGCAUGAAGACAAGUUGACACCAAAGAUUGGCUUCCCCUGGAGUGAGAUUCGAAACAUCUCCUUUAACGACAAGAAGUUUACUAUCAAACCCAUUGACAAGAAAGCACCGGACUUUGUGUUUUACGCUCCACGACUUCGCAUCAACAAGCGCAUCUUGGCGCUCUGUAUGGGUAACCAUGAGCUGUACAUGAGAAGAAGGAAGCCUGACACCAUCGAGGUGCAGCAGAUGAAGGCUCAGGCUCGGGAGGAGAAGCUUCAAAAGCAGAUGGAGAGGACCCAGCUGGAGAAUGAGAAGAAGAAGCGAGAGGCUGCAGAGAAAGAGAAGGAAAGGAUUGAGCGUGAGAAAGAUGAACUCAUGGAAAGGCUAAGACAGAUUGAAGAGCAGACCGUGAGAGCCCAGAAAGAGCUUGAGGAGCAGACACGCCGGGCCGUGGAGCUGGACCAAGAGAGAAGGAAGGCGCGGGAGGAGGCUGAGAGGUUGAACAAGGAGAGACGAGUAGCAGAAGAGGCUAAAGGCGAGCUGGCCAAACAGGCAGCAGACCAGCAGAAGAACCAGGAGCAACUGGCUGCAGAACUAGCUGAAUUCACAGCCAAGAUUGCUCUCCUGGAAGACGCCAAGAAGAAGAAAGAGGACGAGGCCACAGAAUGGCAACACAAGGCUCUUUCAGCCCAGGAGGACCUAGAGAAGACCAAAGACGAGCUGAAGACCGCCAUAAAUACGUUCCCCACCUCCGUGGGCGGCCACGCAGAGAGCGAGCACGACGAGCAGGAUGAAAACCACGCCGAGGCCAGCGCCGAGCUGUCCAACGAGGGCGUCAGCCAACUCGAUCUACGCAGUGAGGAGGCUCGUGUCACCGAAGCCCAGAAGAACGAGCGGGUCAAGAAGCAGCUCCUGACUUUAAGUUCAGAGUUGGCCGAAGCCAGAGACGAAACCAAGAAGACUCAGAACGAUGUCCUGCAUGCUGAAAACGUGAAGGCGGGCCGGGACAAGUACAAAACGCUGCGUCAGAUCCGGCAGGGCAACACUAAGCAGCGCAUCGAUGAGUUUGAGUCCAUGUGAAAAGAAGACCCAACAUUCUCCAAAAUGGCUGCAUGCUUUCUCAUUGAUAACUGAUGCACUUCGCCUCUAGCCCCCCUCAAACAAAUGUUGACCUUUUCUCCUGUCAGCCUGCCAAAGUUGUGCUCCUUGUGAGAUGUCUACCAUGUGUGGGAUAAGACACUGUCACACCAAAGAGGAAUACACUGGGUUCUUUUCAAACAAAUCCCUAGAAAGCUAAAGGUCAAUGAUCUCCAAUUCAGUAUGAUAGUUCUGUUGUUCGCUCCACUUUUGUUUCAUUUUAUCGCUAACACCUUGUUUUUAAUCCACUGUCCCACACUUCAGAGGUGAGACACCAUGUGUCAUAUUGUCAUUCAUGUUUCAUUUAAAAUUGUUCUCCAGUGUUUCCUUUCAAACAGGAUUCAUUUUCAGAUUUUGUUGGGAAAAGAGACACCCGGUCUGUCACUUUCAGGUGUUGAUGAAUGAAGGUAGCAAAGGUGACAAAGGGAAACUGUUACACAACAAGCCUCCAGCUUGAAAGUGUUACCAACAUAAGCUAGUUGAUGGUUGCGUCCUAGUGUGGCUCCCAAAUGUGUUCGAAGUGGUGGUCUCAGCACGUGAAAAUGUGGAACGUAUGAGGCCUGGCAGAAAUCUUCAGUCCUGGUAAUGUUUGAUGACAGGGCCCUAACCAUCUUGUCGCAAAAACAUGGAGGUGGACCUCCAGCUGUGCUUGAGACAAGUGUGAAGAUUUACUGUAAUACGUGACAUUUACAAAGGGGGGAUAUUUUCAUUUGAACCUGGUGUAUGCUUAGUGGUUACCCGUUACAACAGGUGUUAAACAGAUACUGCUUGUAUGAUUUCAGGAUAAACAUCCUUUGUGCAAACAAAGUGCUGUAGAUGUUUGAAAUGAAUUAACAGGAAGAUGAACAUGUUUUAUUUUUAAAUUAACAGUACAUUGUGGUAUUGUAAACAGUCAGUACAUACUGUAUUUGUUAUGCUAUACUUGACAGCUGGUGCAGGUUUUUUUUUUUUUUUUUUUUAAAAGGUGUUAUAAAGCACUUGCCUGCCCUUUGUGUUUAAAGUGUUUGCCAUAGCAGGAAAAAUAGCAUGUGCUUCCAAGACCAUUUUUGAGUUGCAUUCACAAAGCUUAAACCUGCCAGUUAUUUCCUUGGAAGCGGGGUGCUCCAGUUGACUUGAGGUACUUCAUGUUCUUGGCCUGCCCAACUAAGAUAGCUUGUUUGCAAUGUUCUGGCACCAGCUGUCACAGUUUGCUGUUCUUCAUUUCAGAGUCAGUAUGUAAGGAUUGUUUGAUACAUGGUUUGCAAAACUUUGGGUUGGAUCACCAAUAAAAUAUUUUAAACUUG